Molecule: messenger RNA, 639 nt
Organism: Myzus persicae (green peach aphid)
Lineage: Eukaryota; Metazoa; Arthropoda; Insecta; Hemiptera; Aphididae
Gene: Lipt2
Product: putative lipoyltransferase 2, mitochondrial
Exons: 1
Coding region: 1-639 (212 amino acids)
Biological process (GO): protein lipoylation
Cellular component (GO): mitochondrion
Molecular function (GO): lipoyl(octanoyl) transferase activity
Source: RefSeq, a predicted model, not a curated record
AUGAAUUACGAUUCAUGUCUUAAAUUGCAAAACCAUUUAUCAGAUUCCCUAAAAACAUCAGCCAUUGACAAAUGUGGUUAUCUCCUUAUUGUAGAACAUGAACCUGUUUAUACGGUAGGUAUCAGACAAAAAGACUACGAUUCACUUUUACAGGACAAUUUAAUUAAACUGGGUGCAGAAUUCAAACGUACUAACCGAGGCGGUCUAAUCACUUUCCAUGGUCCUGGACAACUGAUUGCUUAUCCAAUUUUAAAUUUAAAAACAUUUAAUCCUAGCAUUCGGUGGUAUGUUUCAAAUUUAGAAACAACUAUAAAAAAUCUUUGCAAUGAGACAUAUGGACUUACUGCAACUACUACAUCUGACACCGGAGUCUGGAUAGGUAAUCAUAAGAUCUGUGCAAUAGGUGUAAGAUGUAGUCGUUAUGUUACUACACACGGCCUUGCCUUGAAUUGUAAUACAGACUUAUCCUGGUUCAAACAUAUUAUACCCUGUGGCUUACAUGGUAAAGGAGUUACCUCUCUUAGUGAAAUAUUUGAAAAAAAUAUUUCUGUCAACGAUGUGUUACCAUAUUUUUUAGAACAUUUUUGUAAAUCAUUUUCGUGUGCCAUUGUAAAUACUGAAAUUGAUAAAAUAGCUUAG